Syngnathoides biaculeatus (alligator pipefish) is the source of this 1953-nucleotide messenger RNA. RefSeq names its product LTV1 ribosome biogenesis factor (gene ltv1). Gene Ontology annotation, biological process: ribosomal small subunit export from nucleus; ribosomal small subunit biogenesis. Lineage: Eukaryota; Metazoa; Chordata; Actinopteri; Syngnathiformes; Syngnathidae. The transcript has 11 exons. The record is from RefSeq and is a predicted model, not a curated record. Gene Ontology annotation, cellular component: nucleus; cytosol; preribosome, small subunit precursor. The coding region runs from base 188 to 1594 and encodes 468 amino acids.
GUGUAUUGGUUCCGUCCAAUAAUGACGACACUGACAAGAUGGCGGCCCUAGUAAACAGCGUGACCGACAAGCAUCUCAGCCCAAUUCUUUCCUUUUAGUUACGAAUUACACUAACUAAAGCGAAAAAACUAUACGAAGGUCCAGUUAGAUCAUUUCCACCUAAACCCGAUACAAGAAAAGGGAAAAAAUGCCCCACCGGAAGAAAAAGUCAUUCAUCGAUAAGAAGAAGGCGGUGUCCUUCCACCUGGUGCACAGGAGUCAGCGGGACCCCCUCGCGGCAGACGAGAAAGCGCCUCAGCACGUCCUGCUGCCUGCUGUCAAGGCGGACAUCGAGAAGCGGCGGGAGGAGCAGCGCAAUUUUGGAAUCUUCUUUGACGACGACUACGAUUACCUGCAGCACCUGAAGGAAGCUUCCGGACAGACGGAGCUGCUGGCCGCCGGACCCUCGGCCCGCUUUCACCUGCGCCGUGAUGGGAACGAUGAGGAGAACGCUGAGGAGGAAGAUGCGGAGAAGGAGCAGGUCGGACAUGAGGCCAGCAUCAAGCUGCCUUCGUCGGUGUUUGCCUCCGAGUUUGAGGAGGACGUGGGCCUCCUCAACAAAGCCGCUCCGAUAUCAGGCCCGCGUCUGGACAUGGACCCCGACAUCGUGGCCGCCCUGGACGAGGACUUCGACUACGACGACCCCGACAACGCGCUGGAGGACGACUUCAUCGCCAUAGCCAACAGUGCCAAGCGUGCCCAGCCCGGAAAUGACGACGACGACUCCUGGGAGGACACAGACGAUGACGAGGACAGCGAGUUUGACUCCGAUGGCGCCUUUUCAGCCGAGGAGGGCGGCGCCCGGGAGUUUCUGUUUGCCGACGAGGAGACCAGGACUCGCUUCACGGAGUACUCCAUGACCUCAUCUGUGAUGCGGAGGAACGAGCAGCUCACACUGCUGGACGACCGCUUUGAGAAGUUUUAUGAGCAGUUUGACGAAGACGAGAUUGGCGCCCUGGACAACGCCGAGCUGGAAGGGUACAUCACGCACGACAGCGCUCGGCUGGAGGAGGUCAUCAAAGACUACUUCGCCCAGAAGGAGAAAGAGUCAUUGAGGCUCGGUGACCUGGGCCCAAAAGAACCUCAUGUGCUACAAGAGGAGGAAGAGGAGGACGACGAAGGAGAGGAGGAGAUGGAGAAGUUGAUCGAAGCUCCAGAGGAGAAGUGGGACUGUGAGACCAUCAUCAGUACCUACUCCAACCUCUACAACAGACCCAAAGUCAUCGAACACCCUCCAAAGGUGAAGCCGAUCCGCGUCUCCGCUAAGUCGGGCGUCCCCUUGCACGUUCUCCCCGCCAGAGGGCCCACCGGCAAGCAAGCUGAGCGAAUGAGCAGGAUCGACGACUCGGAUCUCCCGCGGGCCGCCACUCUGCCGCGCGGCAGAGACGAGAGCAAGGACGAGAGGAAGGCCCGUAAGAGCGCCAUCAAAGAGGAGCGCAAGGAGAGGCGCGUGGAGAAGAAGGCCAACAAGAGGGCGUUCAAGGAGGAGAAAGUGCGUCAGGAGAAGCAGAUGCUCAACCUCAGGAACAACAUUCAGGGCCUCAAACUCUCAUAGACAGACGACAAACGCAGGACUACUUUGCAGAUUUUUUUUUAAUUUCCUCAAGUCUUUCUGUGCCCAAAUGCAGUCUUUGUAUUUAUCGCUUGCUUUCUGGCUCCUUUCUUGUUCAUCGAUCUCACAAAGGUGCGGUGUUUGGAUGCUGAGGUUUUUUGAAGCAGACCUCCCCCACUCAUCAAAUUUGGAGAUAAACGUUUCUCUACUCCGUCAAUUAAGAGGAGAAGUGUGUACUACAUAGACAGGUUAAAGGUCAAGUGUCAUCCCUAUGAACAUUCUAAAAUACGUAUAACAUUAUUCACUUCAAUGUCUAUACGAGAAAAUAAAUAUGAGCGGAGAGCGUGUCAUCCAUGCGCAAA